CUUCAAGCAUGUAAUUAUCUUAUAAAUUAGUCCAUAUCAAUUGCAUUCAUUUCAUUUUUCACAAGACAAGCGUACGCAAUUCGGACUUAAUCUGUGUCCCGACGAAUGAGGAAGGUAAAGUACGGAUACCACUUGCAUAAGUCUCAUUAUUACUUGUCAUGAGACUACACCGAUUUAUUUUCCCGAUAUCUGUUCUAAUUAUUUCUAUAAACCGGCCUAAGGAAAGCAAAUUUCCUAGACAUCAUGAGCCGUCACGUUUUCUCGCUUUUACUGCUAUGUCACGCUGGCACCUCUGCCCCAGUAAAUUCGAGCGUAGCGUGACAAACCCGCCACUGAAGAGCUUCUGUCGUGCUUCGUUCACUAGUCACGAAAACUUCGUCACAUUUCUAUCUGCGAAUUACCACAAUGAACUUUUUAAGGCGACUGAUUCCACGAACGAAAGUAGAUAUUGAAGAAAAGUUUGUUUUAAUUACGGGCUGCGAUUCCGGUUUCGGUCGUGAAACAGCCGUUCGACUGGAUAAGUUGGGAGCUUGUGUCUUGGCGACUUGUUUAACGAAUGAAGGUGAACAGAGUUUGAAAUCUGUGGGGAGCGACAGAUUGAAAACUUUUCAGAUGGAUGUGACGAGCUCGCAACAAAUCAAGGAGGUCUACAAAGAAGUUGAGAGACAGAUUCCUAGUAACACAGGAUUGUGGGGCCUCGUAAAUAAUGCUGGAAUCGCAUAUCUGGGUCCCGUUGAAUGGACACCGCUGGAACAAUUUAAACGUACCGCCGACGUUAAUCUCUGGGGGACGAUUGACGUCACUAAAACUUUUCUACCGCUGGUGCGAAGAGCCCGGGGACGAGUUGUAAACUUCUCAAGCGUUCUUGGUCGAGUAUCCCCAACAAUGUUAGGAUCUUACGCAGUGACGAAGUACGGUGUGCAAGCAUUUUCGGAUGCUUUCAGACGAGAGAUGGAUCCUUGGGGAACGAAAGUUAGCAUAGUGGAACCCGGUGGAUUCCGUACUGAAAUUAUUAGAGGAGGCAAAGGAGAGAGACAGAUCCAAGAAGGAUGGGAUGACUUGAGCGAUGAACUAAAACAAGAAUAUACAGAAAAAGGUAUUAAGUUGUUUUUACCAAUGCGCCCUUCACCUCAUACCCAUAAAGUUGUCGACGCCGUUGUAGAAGCUUUGACGUCACAGUCACCACGUGACCGUUACUUGGUUGGUUUGGACACCCCGAUUUAUGCGUGGUUGGCAAGAUUUCCAGCUGUUUACGCGGAUGUCAUCAUCAACCUUCUGUCCAUUAGGAUCCCUCUGCCACCAAAAUUUAGAGAAAAUAAGUGAGCUGUGAAUUGAGCGGCAAUAAACGUCUCUACUGAAUUUAAAGCAUCUGUGAUCAUGAAAAGGCUUGGAACUGGAGAAUACUGAACACAACAACCCAAAGGGUCGAAGAACUCGUUGUUCUCAGAUUGUGAGAUGCCAAUUUGCAAGUGCUUGUUAAUCACUCCGUGUUAACGACAAUCCAUGAUGUGGAAAGGGUUCCAGAUUUCAGUCUCUAUGGCCAGUAACAGAAGUUUAUAACCUGUACAGCUAUAGCUUAUAAGCUUCUGUCUGUAACCAUUAGCGUUUAUACCUGCAUGGGUUAAUUAAGUAGCAAAUUUUAUGUUCUAGAUUUUAUUCUUUAUAAUUUAGACUCUCAAGUGAAUUCAAGAACGAUACUUUUUUUUCUAUUUUAAGCUAGAAAAUGACACCCAGGUGUUCAGAUGGGGCUUCCAAGAUAUUUCAGACUUCUUGUUCUACUUUUAUUCAGUGAUUUUUGUUCUUCCAUUAUGAGAUCUCUGUUUUUUAACAAAGUGAUGCUCUUUGUGUUGAUCAAUUUAUUGUCAGAUAGGCAAAAAAGUUUUCUGCCUUUCUCAGUGGGUAAAGCUCUCAUCAAGUGUGGAAAUUGAAUUUAAUUGCCUUCCACAAGGCUACCCAAAUAUUGAAAGGCAUAGACUCUUGCCAAAGAAAAUUAUGAAUAAAAAAAUACCCAUAAAUAGCAAGUU
Stylophora pistillata is the source of this 2024-nucleotide messenger RNA. Its product is annotated as retinol dehydrogenase 7. Gene Ontology annotation, molecular function: oxidoreductase activity. Lineage: Eukaryota; Metazoa; Cnidaria; Anthozoa; Scleractinia; Pocilloporidae. Gene Ontology annotation, biological process: steroid metabolic process. Gene Ontology annotation, cellular component: intracellular membrane-bounded organelle. The record is from RefSeq and is a predicted model, not a curated record.